GAGAAAUUCAAUAAAUUAUAUCUGUGUAUAUAGUAGGACGAGUAUUUAUGUACACAUACAUAGUGUCCUUAUAAUAUAUGAAUAAGUAAAAUUUGGCAUAGUUUUUGCUGCGCGAAAAGUUGAAACAAAAAAUUAACAAGGGAAAUCGCUUCCGGUGCAAUUGGCGUCGACAAACAAUACGCUACCAAACAAAGCUGCUCUACGGCAAGCAAGCAAGCAGUGCUACAAACACAACUACAAAAUGGCUGCGCAAAAUUGCAUUUCGCCAUUUUUACACACCCUCCGAAUGGCUUUCCUCACAUUGCCGUUGUUGAUAGUGCAUACACAGGCGCGAAUCGGCUACUUUUGGCACAUCACAGAUUUGCAUUUGGACACAUACUACUCGACGCAAGGAGAUGUUAUGCACAGUUGCUGGCGGAUUGACGGUCAAUCGCCGAGCGCUGCCAUUCGUUCACCGGGUCGCUUUGGUGAUUACUUCUGCGACAGUCCUUGGAGUCUAAUUGAGUCGGCGGCGAAAGCAAUGAAGUCGCGACAAGGCGACAAUGUCGAAUUCGUGCUAUGGACGGGGGAUGGUUUGUCGCACUCAGCGCUUAAGGAGUCAGACACAAAGAGACUGGAAAUCCUUCGUAAUAUCACCGAUCUACUAGGGCGUACAUUUUCAUCGCAAUUCGUGUUUCCAGUGCUAGGCCAUGAAGAUGGCACAAAUAACUUUCGACAUAUGGGCGAACUUUGGCGGCAUUGGCUGCCAUCGGAGGCAUUGCAUACGUUCGAAAAAGGUGGCUACUACUCCAUUGAACAAACAAAAAGUCGCCUUCGUAUAAUUGCUCUGAAUACAAAUUUCAUGCGUCACGAUCACAAAUCCCAGCCUAGCCAUUUGGCAGCUGUGCGACAGCGCACUCCGAAUGGUGCAGGUGGCAAUGGCGAUUCAGAGUAUAAGACGUAUUACUACCAUCAUGGUUCGAUACAUCAACAUCACGGACAUUCUUCCAGUGACUGGAUGUCGCAUGGUGGUGGCUAUGGUGGCUAUGGCGGUGGACAUCAUCGCGGCAUGAACGCGAUUCCGGCGUUAAGCGUAGGCGAUGGGGGUGGGCGAGUGAGUGCUUUAUCUGAAUACGAGACCCAGGAUGCUGAGAAGCAAUGGGUGUGGCUGGAAGAGGUGCUCAUCAAGUCGAAAGAUAAUAAAGAGACUGUCUACAUUGUGGGACAUAUACCACCCGGUUCAGAUGAGCGCCACAUCGGUUUGCAACAGAAUGGGCACACCACUUUCACCGAAACUAACAACAAACGCUACUUGGAAUUGGUGCGCAAGUACUCGUCAAUAAUACAGGGCCAGUUUUUUGGUCAUUUACAUUCAGAUUCUUUUCGUAUCAUCUAUGAUGACAAUGGCAAACCGGUUUCAUGGAUGAUGAUUUCGCCAUCCGUAACACCACGGAAAUUAAACGUUGGCUCAAAUAAUCCAGCGAUGCGUCUUUACAAAUUCGAUACGGACUCCGGUCAGGUGCUGGACUACACGCAGUACUUUAUGGAUUUACAAUUGGCGAAUCAAGUGGGCGAACCCAACUGGCUUCCGGAAUACAAUCUUACACAUUACUAUGCGCUCAGUGAUAUAUCGGCAAUUUCUUUACACAAUUUUGUGGAUCGUUUCACCAGCAGUGACGGCGCAUGGUUUGGCAAGUAA
Molecule: messenger RNA, 1678 nt
Organism: Rhagoletis zephyria (snowberry fruit fly)
Lineage: Eukaryota; Metazoa; Arthropoda; Insecta; Diptera; Tephritidae
Product: acid sphingomyelinase-like phosphodiesterase 3b
Molecular function (GO): phosphoric diester hydrolase activity
Source: RefSeq, a predicted model, not a curated record